Molecule: messenger RNA, 5549 nt
Organism: Cololabis saira (Pacific saury)
Lineage: Eukaryota; Metazoa; Chordata; Actinopteri; Beloniformes; Belonidae
Product: E3 ubiquitin-protein ligase SMURF2-like
Exons: 20
Coding region: 411-2741 (776 amino acids)
Biological process (GO): ubiquitin-dependent protein catabolic process; negative regulation of BMP signaling pathway
Molecular function (GO): protein binding; ubiquitin protein ligase activity
Source: RefSeq, a predicted model, not a curated record
GUACGCGGCGACGCGCACUGUACGCCAUACCCACGGCGUAGGGUCUGCGUCGGUGUAACGCGGAACCAUAAACCCGCCUUGAGUCGUGCUCCCUUCCCCAUCACCGACAGCAGCUCCACUCAGCUCCGCACACUCACUGGACCAGCCUCCACCAGGGACCGCAGCCGGACGCCUGUUUCUCCUCGUGGAAAUGUCCUGGUGUGCAGAGCCCCGGUGUCCCGGUGAUGUGGUGGUGACAGCCCUGCACUGCGUGCUCCGCUCCGGCCACAGCACCAGCUAAUCGGCGCUAGCCGCGCACUGGUUUUUUGGGAGAUACCUGCUUGGAAAAAAAACAGAACCUCCUACGUUGACACAUGAAUUAGACACUGUUUUGGGUGAUUUUUUUUUCUUAAGGUGGAAUAUAAAAGGGGAUGUCGAACCAAGGAGUUCGGAGAAAUGGCCCAGUGAAGCUGCGGUUGACAGUCCUGUGUGCAAAGAACCUGGCAAAGAAAGACUUCUUUCGGUUGCCAGAUCCCUUUGCCAAAGUGGUCGUGGAUGGUUCAGGACAAUGCCACUCUACAGAUACUGUGAGAAAUACGCUUGACCCCAAGUGGAAUCAACAUUAUGAUCUUUACAUUGGAAAGUCAGAUUCCAUUACCAUCAGCGUGUGGAACCACAAGAAGAUCCACAAAAAGCAGGGUGCAGGUUUCCUAGGUUGUGUCCGCCUUCUCUCCAAUGCCAUCAACAGACUCAAAGACACAGGCUAUCAGAGACUAGAUCUGAAUAAGCUGGGCCCAAAUGACAAUGACACUGUGAGAGGACAGAUAGUAGUGAGUCUACAAUCCAGAGAUCGCAUUGGCACCGGCGGACCGGUGGUAGACUGCAGUCGUCUUUUUGACAAUGACCUACCUGAUGGCUGGGAAGAAAGGAGGACAGCUUCUGGAAGAAUACAGUACCUGAACCACAUCACGCGAACCACACAGUGGGAUCGACCCACCAGACCCGCAUCAGAGUAUUCCAGCCCAUCAGGGCGUCCGCUGAGCUGUGUGGUUGAUGAGAACACACCGGUGAUGACGCCUGUGAAUGGGGCUGUGGCCAGUGGCCCUCCGGGUGAACAGCGUGUACAGGAGAGACGGGUUCGAUCACAGCGGCAUCGGAACUACAUGAGUCGAACACACCUGCAUACGCCGCCUGACCUGCCAGAGGGCUAUGAGCAAAGAACAACCCAGCAGGGCCAGGUCUACUUCCUCCAUACGCAGACUGGAGUCAGCACUUGGCAUGACCCGCGGGUACCCAGGGAUUUGAGUAACGUAAACUGUGAAGAGCUGGGCCCGUUGCCACCAGGCUGGGAGAUCAGAAACACUGCUACAGGCCGUGUCUACUUUGUUGAUCACAACAAUCGUACAACGCAGUUCACCGACCCACGGCUAUCUGCUAACCUACAUCUAGUGCUCAACAACCCGAGUCCGAAUGGUUCCCGUGUGGCCAUGGACAGCCAAAACACUAACCUCAGCCAUCCAACUCCAUUGAAGGACCAGGGUGGUCCUGGGGCUCCUCAGCAAGCCGUGUCCCCGGCCCAGUUACCCGAAGAGGCAGAGUGCCUGACGGUGCCCAAAUACAAAAGAGACCUGGUGCAGAAGCUGAAGAUCCUGCGACAAGAGCUUGCACAGCACCAACCACAGGCUGGCCACUGCCGCAUCGAGGUCAGCCGGGAGGAGAUCUUUGAGGAGUCGUACCGACAGGUGAUGAAGAUGCGCCCAAAAGAUCUUUGGAAAAGACUAAUGAUCAAAUUCAGAGGAGAAGAGGGACUGGACUAUGGAGGGGUUGCAAGGGAAUGGUUAUAUCUGCUGUCACACGAGAUGCUGAACCCCUACUACGGCCUCUUCCAGUACUCCAGGGACGACAUCUACACGCUACAGAUUAAUCCCGACUCUGCUGUCAAUCCUGAGCACCUGUCGUACUUCCAUUUUGUGGGUCGAAUUAUGGGCAUGGCGGUGUUUCACGGCCACUACAUCGACGGAGGCUUCACCCUGCCUUUCUACAAACAGCUGCUGGGGAAACCGAUCACGCUGGACGACAUGGAGUCUGUGGACCCCGACCUCCACAACAGUCUGGUCUGGAUUCUGGACAAUGACAUCACUGGCGUCCUGGACCACACCUUUUGUGUGGAGCACAACGCUUACGGAGAAAUCAUCCCACAUGAACUCAAGCCCAAUGGGAAGAGCAUCCCUGUGACAGAGGAGACCAAGAAGGAGUACGUCAGGUUGUAUGUGAACUGGCGUUUCCUUCAUGGCAUCGAGGCUCAGUUUCUGGCCCUGCAGAAAGGCUUCAACGAGGUCAUCCCGCAGCACCUGCUCAAAUCCUUUGAUGAAAAGGAGUUGGAGCUGAUCGUGUGCGGCCUGGGAAAGAUUGAUAUUGUGGACUGGAAGUCCAACACGCGUCUGAAGCACUGCACCCCUGACAGCAACAUCGUCAAGUGGUUUUGGAAAGCCGUGGAGUCAUUUGACGAGGAGAGGAGGGCCCGCUUACUGCAGUUUGUUACUGGCUCGUCUAGAGUCCCGCUGCAAGGCUUUAAGGCUUUACAGGGCGCUGCAGGACCCAGACUCUUCACCAUUCAUCAGAUCGAUGCCAACACCAAUAAUCUGCCCAAAGCCCAUACCUGUUUCAAUCGGAUCGACAUUCCUUCGUACGAAAGCUAUGACAAGCUAUACGACAAGCUACUGACGGCAAUCGAGGAGACGUGCGGGUUUGCAGUGGAGUGAGAGCGAGCUGGAGAGCGUGUGCAUAUGAAGAUGUGACUGUGCAGGAUUCUGAUAAACUGUUCCCACAGAGAUGUGCCGACAGGUUGGCACUAAGCAUCCGGCCUACAGUCUUCCUUUUCUGUCACCACUGUUGUCGUUGUUGGUAUCUGAACAGCUGCUAUACAGACGUCCUGUGUUUGUUUUUCCAUUUUAAGGUUCUUGUAAAAUUUUAUGGCCUUUAUUUCUCCUCCCCGCCCCCUCAUGAAACGAAAAUUUGAUUUCAAAUUAAACUAGGUUAAAGCUCAACCUCUUACAGGACAGUUUUUGUUUCUUGGACAUUUGACACCCAUGAUUCUCUCUCGGCUUGUGUAGAUUUGUUUGAUUGAUCCAUGUCAUGCUACUGAAUCUUUUAACACUGCUAGUAGCCGUGUCGUUCCUUAGUAGCCAUCUUAACCUCAACUAAAACACCCUCCUGUCCUCGCGGCUGCAGAGUUGGUGAUCUUCAUCUUGUUAGGAGCACCAUGAAUUCAUCCUACCUCAGUGUAAUGCUUUGAUAUUUGAAGGUUUUCAUUCUAAAAUGUCACAUAACAUCUUUAAAGUCAUCCUUUAACUCAAACUAAGAAUUUUUAUGAUUUUUUUUUUUUUUUUUUUUUUUUUUCAUAACAAGUUCGCCUUCACCGGCAGUCAUUUUUCUAUGAGUGAAACCGCAUCAUUAGAAAAAUGACCGUAUCAUCUUGAAGAGCAACUUGUACAGAGUGAUUCAGUAGUUGGACUCUGGUGACAAAGAAGGUUUCAUCGUAUGUUUUUCUCCAUAAAUAACUGCAGUGUGACCACAUCCCGUGUAAGCAUGUGUCUGAAUGCGUCUGCAGUGAAAUAGACACGUUGUUGUUGCCCUCCGCCUCCACUCUCUUGAUAUUUUGUAUGCCACUGCAGAGCUGAUUGAACCUCAUCUUCCUUUUCCGUCUCAUUUUCACACAUUCGUUUCCAUCAACAUGCAUGUCUGUGUUGUCCAGUCAGGCUUAACCAGGCACUCUUGAUAUCAGAUCCUACCUGAAAAUAACUGUCCAUAAGAGGAUGUUUUAUUAAAAAAAAGAUCUUCAAGGCAGAUAACGUUUCUCAGUCACAUCAGUUUUAAAAAGUAGAGGUUUUUCUCUCUCUGUACUCUUUAGAGCACUUUACAAAGUGAGCGGUGGUGACAGGAGUGCUUUCUUCAUGUUAGACUAGAAUAUAUCGUUUGUUUUGUUCACAACCACAUUACAAAUACUCAAGAGUAAAAUAUCUAUAGACCUGUAAUUUUUUUGAGUAUAUAUGUACAAAUACAUAGCUAUUUUGUAUAUUGUUGCUUGUUUUCUCUGUUUAGUUUAAAUGCGAGCAUGUUGUCUUUCACAGACCUCUUUGCAUUCUCAGGUGAAGUUGUCUUUUUUUUUCUUUUUUUUUACUCAUAUGUAAGGCUAGUGUGUGAGGAAGUUAUAUUUAAGAUGCUCUGUCUCCAUGAUGGUGUAGAAGUUCAGUUUAGUCAUAUUUUAAUUUGACCCUUAACAUGCCCCCCAAACACCACAUCAGGACAUUUCUGUUCACAAGACGACAUGUCGCUGCAGGAUAUGAAUCCUCGGAGCUGCAAAUUCAGGACAUUACCUGUUGAACACCUGCUAAACGGCAAAACCAAAAUCAAGUGUCACCAAAAACCAGACGGGUGAAAACGAGGAAGGUCUCCGUCAACAAAGCCUCCAGAACACCCAACACACUCUGCAUGAAUGGGUGCUAUUUAUUUGUGUAAAAGUUACUCCUGUAAAACGUUAUUUUAAGGAGGGAAAAACGAUCCACUAAAUGUACAUUUUUGUGUGUAUACUGCCUACAUUUAUUUGCAUCCAUGAACCGGUUUUUGCUGGCAGAUGUGUCAUCUUUUUUUUUUUUGUGGUGGCCAUAAAAGACAAAAAGUACAUUGGGAAGAUGGGAUUUAUUUGAUUUUACCUUUAAAACCUUUAUACAGACGGAAAAGAAAUGCAUUGCAAGUGUUUUUUCUUCCACACAUUUAUGCAUACAUGGGCUCAAAAGCUAAAAUCCAACACUUCCUUCGAUGUACCAAAUACUUAUUGGGCUGAUUUUUUUUUUUUUUUUUUUUUAAUUAAAUGUAGUUUUCAUAUAUAUCGUUGUAUAUCUACACACACGUUCUUGAAAUGCACAUGUAUAUACAGUAUGUUUGUCCAGAGCACACAGUCCACUUCUCUUUGUUACCCUGUUGUGUUCUGACUGGUUCAGUCUUCGGUCCAGAACUCACGGCUCCUGGUGAGAGCAGUCAGGUCUCAGAGCAAGUCGUCAGUGAUGUGAAGAUCUGCCCUCUCUGUCUCAAGCAGCUUUGGUGGGGGAAAAAACAAACAAACAAACAAAAUGCAUCAUUGUACUUCAGAGAUGGUUUAACUGCUUACAAACCCUAAUAAGCUGUUAAAUGUUGAGCAUGCGCUAAACCAUUACAACCUGAUGCAACAGAUGGGUUCACUUGCACGUCGGUGUGUGUAAGACUCAUAGAUCCUAAUGGGUUAAUUACAAAUAUAUGUGCACAUUCUCUGUGUUAAUGACUUUUGAUUCAAUUUAGUACUAAGCAAAAACAUUUUUUUUAUGACACCGUUUAUACCUUUUAAUUUCUGUUUUUGUAUUUAUUAUAACAGUACACGUGUUCAUAGUUUCCAUAUCAGCUGCUCUGUGAGUUUGUAACUGACACUUGUACUUAAGGACAAUGAAGACGCAAAGUAAGAAACUUCUUAUACUGUUGCAGAAUGCUGAGCAAUAAAACUUUGCUGUUUGUGCAUAACGGCAAUAUGUUUUAAAGAA